Episyrphus balteatus (marmalade hoverfly) is the source of this 8801-nucleotide messenger RNA. Its product is annotated as serine-rich adhesin for platelets-like. Gene Ontology annotation, biological process: autophagy; response to starvation. Gene Ontology annotation, molecular function: protein binding. The record is from RefSeq and is a predicted model, not a curated record. NCBI's taxonomy places the organism in Eukaryota, Metazoa, Arthropoda, Insecta, Diptera, Syrphidae. The transcript has 8 exons. Gene Ontology annotation, cellular component: cytoplasm. The coding region runs from base 1749 to 8657 and encodes 2302 amino acids.
CGAGUUUUGGCUUCGCAACGAUCAACAAGAGACAAAGGAGAAAAAAAAAAACGUUUUCGUAGUAGAACAGACAUUUUAUAUUUAAUUAAAUAAAUAAAUAAAAUAAACUAAAAAAAAGACAAAAUAACUGCAAUAACUAAUUAUGAAUGAAUUAGUUAUAAAUAUAAAUUAUUUGUGUGUUGUUUUGUAGAGGGGAAAUUUUCCCUCACCAUUUACAUAUAUAAUUUUUUUUUCUAUUUUUUUCUUUAAUUGUUUUAUCCACACCCUAAAUUAAAUUAAUUAUCGGACGAUUAAUUAAAGUGGAAAAUUCUGUCAUUUAUGAAAUUUUUAUGACAAUAUUAUAUCUAAUCUCACUGCGUAUUUAAAAAAAAAGAAAAAAAAUAUAAGUUUUUUUUUUCUCUGGCAAAAAAUUGGAGAAGUGGUGAAAAAAAAAUCAAAGUUAAGACGUCAUCGAUUAAUAGUGUUGGAGAAGAAAAGAGACGAGAAGUCAACCUUCUCAUCCCCAACCCAUCAUCAUCCAACUCAAAGUUGACUUUUGGAAUUGAAACGUUUCUUUGUUUUCGAUGAUAAAUUGUUUUUUUUUUUUUUUUCAACUCAGUGGUCGAAUUUUCGGAUAUAUAAAUUAAAACAUAAUUAAGACCGUUUUCAAGGUCUUUAUUGCAACUGUGAAGAGUUAAAAAAAUUUCGUCAUUGUGAAUGAAUUUUUGGAAGUUUUAAAGCCAUUUUUUUUUUUCCAAACAAAGAAAACCUUGGAUCACAGUGGUGGGAGAGAGAGAAGUUUUUUUAUAAUACGAAUCUAUUGUGUAUUAGAAGAAGCACAAAGUAGUGUGUGAGAAGUGUAGAGAAAAAGUACAAAAAAAAAGCAACAGUAAAUAAAGUUGAGUUUGUGUGUUGUUGAUUGUUGUUCGUUCUUGUUGGUUUUAAAGUUUUCGUUCGUUUCGUCGGGGGUGGUGUGUGUGUGGUAAACGGUAAAGAAACUUUACUGCGCAGGUAUUAGUUUAAAAAGAGAGAACGAGACAUUUCGGACAUUCGGGGAUUGCCACAAUAGUGCAAAAAAAAGAUAGAAUGAUAGUGUUUUUGUUCAAGUUAUUUUUUUUUAUUUCGUAAUCCUCUUUGCAUUUUGUGUCGUUGCCUUUUCGUUUCUCCUCGUCAUAAUAUUCAACGACUGACAGCUGAGUUUGUUGGUAGAGAAUUAUUUUUUGCAAACUUUAUUUUUUGUUUCUCCUUCAAAAUAAGUUGAGGACUUAAAUUAGAAAAAAAGUUAAAUAAUUUUGUUUUAAAUCGAAAUUAAAACUUCUUUGAUGAAGUUUCAAGUCGAUAUGAGGCAUUUGUAAAGAGAUUUCUUUUGUGUGUUUGGACGACGGAGAAAAAAAUCAAGAACAAGAGGAGAGGAAAAUUCCUACAACACUCUGAAGAGCUUUGCCUACCACCUACGCAAAAAUAAUAAAAAAAAAGGAGAUCCUAAGGACGAAUUGUGCUAACCAAUACUAUAUCUUUUUCUUUCGUUGGAAAAAUACAGUUAUUCUUCAAUUGAGAUAUGCUAUCUGUUGGUGUUUUGCUGGAAUAAACUGAAAGGAAGAAAUCCCACCUAGACCUAGAAAAAUUCUCUCAACAGAAUUAAAAAAAAACCCCCACACACCUCUUUUUUCAUAUUAAAAAAAAAAAAAAAGAAACACUCUUUAAAUUGAACGAAAAACUGUUGCUACAACUGCAAUAAAUCGCCUCUUUUUGUUGGCCCCCAAAACAGAAUGUCAGCUGAUUCCCCGAGGCGCAAUGCGCGCGGUAUACCAGCCAUAGUACCACCACAAGUGGUUAGCGAUCGUUCGAUAAUCGACUCUGUUGCCGGAUUCAUAAAUGACGUCACACUCAACAACCAACCACAAUGUGAUCCCAAGGACACAAUAACUUGGGCUCGUUUCGAAACAGCAGCCGACAUAAGCGACACACGUUUUUGCGACGAUUGGGAGUUGGAGGGAAAUGUUGCACCACCGCUGCUAUUGAUUCUUGGCUAUGGUCAAGGUGUACAAGUAUGGGCUAUACCUGCAAAUGGUGAGGCAGUGGAAGUACUCUCAUGGCGUCAUGGUAUUGUAUCGGCAUUGAGAGUAUUGCCCACACCCACCUAUGCUGAGAAUGGUCGUGCUGAUGAGCCAAUUGAUGCGUAUGCUGAGAAAAGGCCAUUAAUGGCUAUAUGUGAUGGCACUACACCAGCUGGUAGUAAUCCACAAUUUUGUGCUGUGAAUUUUGUCUCUCUAAAAACUGGCGCCCAGGUGAAGACGAUUAAGUUUAAAAAUCCUGUGUUGGAUAUUUUAGCAAAUCGAUCGUCAAUUGUGAUAACAUUUCACGAACGUAUUGCUGUAUUUGAUGCAAGGAGUCUUGAAGAUCGUUUGUCAGUUACAACAUGUUUUCCUAGUCCAGGGAUCAAUCCAAAUCCUGUAGCUCUGGGGACACGCUGGAUGGCCUAUUCUGAAAACAAAUUGUUGCAUUCUAAGCGCAGUGGUGGUGGCUGUGAUGGAGACGGUGUAGCCAGCUACACGGCUACAGUUCUCAAUGCGGCAAAAAGUUUCGGAAAAGGUCUACGCGAACUUGGUGAACAAGUCGCAGCUGGCUUAACUGGAACAACUGGAUCAGGUGGAAGCUCUAAAAGCAGCAGCUUUGACUCGGCUACUGGGGAUAUUCGUCAAGGUGGUGUUGUCACUAUUUUAGAUAUAAAACAUCCAAUUAAAGAUGUUAGUCCGACAAGUGGCACUCCUGUCUCCAUCAAUGGCAGUGAUCCUAUUGUUGCUCAUUUCAUUGCCCACUCUGAAGCAGUUGUAGCAAUGGAAUUUGACAAUUCUGGAAUGAUGCUUCUAACUGCCGAUAGACGUGGUCAUGACUUCCAUCUGUUUCGCAUUCAACCACAUCCCGUCGGGUCUAGUUUGGCUGCUGUACAUCAUAUUUAUGUCUUGCAUCGUGGCGACACAAGUGCUAAAGUACAGAACAUCACAUUCUCGUUGGAUAGUCGCUGGGUAGCAGUAUCUACAUUGCGUGGAACGACUCAUGUAUUCCCAGUCACUCCAUACGGUGGUCCAGCUGGUGUUCGUACUCAUACUAGCCUUCAUGUGGUAAAUAAAUUAUCUCGUUUUCAUCGUUCGGCUGGCCUCACAGCCGAUGGACGUUCGAGUAGCCCCAUCUCGCAUUCCGAUAGCACAAAUUUUAGCCAAAUUCUGAUGCCCUAUCAUAAUCCGACAAUGCCACCCUUCCCACGGCCAACAGUUGUGCUUCCUUUAGCUCAGCUACGACAACCUUUUGCCCUAGGCUCUCCUCCAGGAUCGGCCGUGCCUAGUUCAUAUGGCAAGACAUCAAAUACACGCCAGCGAUUGUCAUCGUUAUCUGAUGAUAAUGGCAAGCCAUUGAGUGUUUGUGCUGUAUUUGCCAAAUCACGUUCCUGGCUUUUGGAUCCACCAAAUGCGGCGAGGGAAGCGCCACAUAAAAUUCAACGUAAAGCAGUUGACUCAUUGUUCGUAAUGGCCGGACAUGGUGCACUGAUUCAAUACGAUUUGGAUACUAAACUUGCCACAAAUGUUGCCAAAGAGAAAAUAUGUGAUGAUACUCCAAUUGAGCUUGAAGUUGAGGCCAAAGCUCAAUGGAAUCUUGGACGAAAAGAUGGAUCUCCAGAAAUUAUGCCACCAUUGUCUGUUGAAAACUGGCUGAUUAAGGAUAAAAAUUCUUGCAUGCUUAUUGACAGUACUAGACAAUAUGACGAUAGUGAUGAUCGCAGUGACAGUUGGUUAUCUCAAGUAGAAAUUAUAACUCAUGCAGGACCUCAUCGAAGGCUCUGGAUGGGACCACAAUUUGUAUUUAAAACUUAUAAUACACCUAGCGGGUCUAAUCUGAGUCAUAUAGAUGUUGAAGCAGUUGAAAUUGGUGUUAGUUCUGGUUCAGGCUCUACUGGACGUCCAGAACGUUCAAGUCCUCUUAAUAUGCCACUAACUGCAGCUGGCCGAUCAGCAGUGCCAGUUCUUAUUGAAUCUGGUUCAUAUAGUAGCAUUGAACAAAGUCCAAAGCUAAUGGAUCGUUUUCGUCACGAACAUAUGAAUUCGGAUUUCUCUGUUGCCCAUGGCGAUAAUCGACUUAAAGAAGAUUUAGCUGAUGCAAUGCGCGAAUCACCAUCGGUAUCACAUAAAGAUUCAGGUGGUCACCCUCAACGACGUAGACUUUCUGCCGCGGCGGGUGGUUCAAGUCGUGCAACAACUGCAUCCUCCCCAUCGUCUUCCCCGAAAGCAAGAAGUGGUAGUGGUGGUGUUUCUUCGUCUUCAGCAAGUUCGACUUCCUCUUCAUCCGCUGUCACAUUGGUUGGUGGUUGUGGUGAUUAUACUUCAAAAUACGAAUCACUUGAAUCCUUGAUUGAACAACAACAACAACAUCAGCAACAGAAUCAAAUGAAGGCAAUAUCAAUUGAAAAAGUGGUUAAUCCUUUGGGAACUGUAACAACAAUUACGGGUAGUUGUGAAAGUGAUUUGGAUUCGGAUGAUGUCUUGAAAGGUAUUAGUGCUAAUCAAAGUUAUGUUAUCCAUGAGAAUUGUGAUGAAUCAUUAUUUCGUCCGGUUGUGGCGAUAUUUUGUGAUGAAAAUAUUAAUUUAGGCGCAGAGAAAUAUGAAGAGGAUAGUGAAUUUACUAAACCACCUGAGACAAUUGGUAAUAAAUUAAUUGUCCCGGUUAUAGAGAAGGCUGUCGAUUUAGAAUUGACAAAGAAGGAAUCUUUAAAGAAUCGUGGGAGGAGGCAACAACCACAAAUUCAGCAAGUUAAGGAAGAAUCUGAUGAUGAGGUGGUUAAGUUUAAUAUUACAGAUGUGAAGAGAAGGCAAAAAAUUGACAAAAAGAAACAAAAAGUCGAAGAGAAAGAAGAAGAAAAACCAGUACCGAAAAAAACUAUAACUAAGGCUAGUGCUGAUAGUGAUUUAUCGACUUCUUCAAAUUCGAAAUUGAAGUUAAAAAAGCAAUCUGACGAAGAAACAAUAAAAGUAAAAUUAUCCAAAGCUACCAAAAGUCCUGAAAAGGAAAUUAUACCAGAUGAACUGCCUGUUUUGGAUAAAAAAUUAGAUCAUUUUGAAGUUGUACUGCCUUCGGAUAAAGAUUCUAAAGUUAAAUCAACAAAAUCUCGUAAAAGUGUUGAAAAAGAACUCUUAUCCGAAGAAGUUAUCAGCAAGAAAAAGGCUUCGGAUAAUGAUACUAAAGCUUCGAAACUCCGAAAAAGUUUAGAGAGAGAGGUUGUAUCUGAAGAAGUUUUAUCCGAAGAAGUUAUAAGCAGUAAAAAGCACGAUCCUAGAACUUCAAAAAGCCGAAAAAGUGUAGAAAGAGAGGUUGUGUCCGAACAAGUCUUAUCCGAAGAAGUUAUCAGCAAGAAAAAAUCCCCGGAUAGUGAUAUUAAAGCUUCAAAAACCCGAAAAAGUGUAGAAAGGGAGGUUGUAUGUGAAGAUGUCUUAUCCGAAGAAAUUAACAGCAAGAAAAAGUCUCCGGAUAACGAAACUAGAGCUUCAAAAACUCGUAAAAGCUUAGAAAGAGAGGUUGUAUCUGAUGAAGUUGAUUGUAGUAAGAAAUUAACUUUGGAUAAAGGUUGUUCGGAUAAACAAACAAAGUCAAAAAUGGUGAAAACUCGAAAGAGUAAUGAAAAAGAGAUUGUAGUUAAUGAAACAUGUUUAGUUAUUGAAAAGAAAUCAUUAGUUAGCGACUCAAAGCCCACAACAUCGAUUUCAGAUGAAAGUACAGCUACAAAACUUUUAUCCGUAGAAGUGGAUAAUAGUUCAGAAGUCGUUAUAAAAUCAAAAACAUCUAAAAAUCGAAAGAGUCCUGAAAAAGAAACAACUGACGGACCUUCAAAACCUCAAAAGAGUGAAAAUGAUGCAAAUACUUCGAGUAUUGGUUCAAAAACUUCAAAACCACGUAAAAGCUUGGAAAAAGAAAUUAUUUGUGAGGAGUUAAAAACUUUGGAAACACAUUUUGACAAUGAUGAAAAGUCGAAAACAUCAAAAACACGUAAAAUUGUUGAAAGGGAAACAAUAUCCCAAGAAAAAUCUCCUGAUAACUCUUCAAAAAGUAGCAGUAGAAAAUCUUCAAUUGUUGAGAUUCCAUUUGAAGAAGAGUGUACACAAAAAAAGUCCCAAAAGAAAGGACGCAAAAGUGAAGAAAAAGAAAGUUCUGUUAUUCGAAAACUAUCAGUUGAGGGUAUAAUUUCUUUAGAUGAAGAUCGAUCAAAAAAGGCGACAAAAAAAGAUCGAGGUGGUGAAGAUAAGAAAGAAGAUAAAACAAAAGUCACUGAUUCGAUUGAAGAAGUUACAAUUAAAGCUCCAAAAUCAUCUAAAACAAAGAAAUCCCCAAAUGACGAUGAGGCAACAAGUUCAUCAAUUGUUCUCACUACCCCAUUGCAACCUGAAGAUUUUGAAGAUGAAAAACCAAUUGAAUUUAAACGAAUGACAGUCGCUAGUUCAUCGAAAUCUUCAAAUAAAGUAACAAAACCUGAUAAACCAAGUCAAGUGUCAAAAACAAGUUUAUCCAUGACAAAACCAAGAGCUAAAUCACCUGAAGAAAUAAAAGUUGAAGAAACGGAUUUCCCCGAAAUCUCCUCAACAAUUAAAAAGAAGAAUCGUAGUGAGUCGAAGAAAAAGCCUGAUCAUGAUACAACACCAACAAACGAUAUGCCAUUAUCCGUAGAAUUAUCCAAUGCAUCUGAUUUAGCAGAUAGUUUGUUAGAUUUUAAACUGGAUAAACAAGAAGAUUUAAAUAAUUCUACAAUAGACAUUGAUAAAUUGAAGAAAAAAACUGAAGAAGAAGUUGUAAAAUCUGUGAAAGAAAAGUCAUCAACUCUUCCAGCAGCGUUAUCCGAAAAAGAAUCAAAGAAAAUUUCCAAGAAAUCAAAAGCUGAUACACCGGAUAAAGCUCCAACUCCACCAGUUGAAACUACUUUUACUUUAUCCGAAACGAAUUUAUCCAAAACAAAUGAUACAAUCAUAACUUUUGAAGAAAAAGAAAACCUGAUGGAGCUAUCCGAAAUCGAAAAGGUACCUGUUAAGCUGGAUAAAAAAGCUACAAAAGCAUCACGCAGUGAUAGUGUAAUUUCGGUUAAAUUUGAUAAACUUUUAGACCCUUCUGAUGCUACAAAACCAUCAUCAGAAGCCAUUGUGGCUGAUAUCACUACAGAACCCGUUGAAGUUGACACUAAAUAUAAGAGCUCCGAUUCCCCCAAGAAAUCUAAAGGCUCACCAUUAAAAUUUGUCGAUACUUAUGGAGAUGAUUUUAUAGCUCCAGAAAUUCCUUUAAAAAAAGAAAAGUCCUCAAAGAAAAAACAAAGCUCUGCUAAGGCGGAUAAGCCUUCGGAUAAACCCUCGGAAAAACUAGAAUCAACUCUAAAAUCAUCCGAUGGAAUUCAAUUUUUCGAUUCUUUUCUACAAGAAGGUCCUGUUGAACCCUCCUCAACUCCAUGGAAACCCAUAGUAGCCAAGGUUGAAGAAAAAACAAAGUUAUUGAGUACCGAUUUCCCAACACUUGGCAAACCAAUAAAAAGCAAAAAAUCUCAAAGUCCACCAAUGGAUAAAACGACUACAGCAGAAUUGCCUACUCCUUUCACAAUUGACAUACGCGACGAGAAAAAGGAUAAAAAAUCCUUUAAAAGUCGAUCAAAAAUUUUAGAUGACAUACCGCUUUUGGAAGAUUUUCCAACUGAUUUCCUGCCACCUCUUGCAACUUUAGAGCCUUUGGAAGGAACCGAUGAAACUAUAAGCCUCAUCAAUUUCGAAAGUCCUCUUCAAGAGGCUUCUAAACCGAUAAAACAAGAAAUCGAAACUGAUAAACUUUCGCCAUCACCUCAAUUCCCAAAAGGGUUUCCAGCUGAUAACAUAAUAUUUGCUUUAUGCGGAAGUUUGCAUUACGAAAAUGAAAACUCUGGGAAACCAGUUGAUUCUCCGUUGACGUUAUCUUUUUCCGAUUCGACCGCUCACACCACAGCGGAAUAUAAAAGUUUGACCGAAAAUGAUGAUCAAUAUUUAAGCUUGGAGCAGAGCUCUCAAGAAAAUAAUCCAUCAACUUCGUCAUCGACUUGUGAAGAUGCCACUGAAGCUGCUUAUUCUUCAGGUGGUGGAGGAGGAGGGGGCGGGGUUAGCGAGAAUAUCAGCCUCACUUCCACAACUGGAGGAGGUGGGAAAACAAAGAAUAAACAACGUCGUAAGAAACAACUCAUCACUGCCGCUCAAGACGAUGACGAAGAGCUACGUCCAUUGAUAAGCAAAAAUAAUGACGAUGUCAAUCUGAUGACUUGCAGCAUCACUUCGACUUCUUCAACCAUCAUCAAAGCUAAAAAAACAUCAUCAUCACUGCCAACGACGACGAUGACGUCGGACGACAACAACCAGGUAAAUAGUGAUUCUUCGUCAAGUGAUCAAGCGAUGACAUCAGAAGAUACUGAUAAUAAUCAACAACAAACUAGUUUGUCAAACUUAAAACCAGGUAAGUCUUUGAUUGAUGAUGAUAUGGAGGAUAAAUCUGCCGAAGAUGAAGCUAAUAAUAUGGCUGCAUCUUCUUCUAUCCAACAAUCAUCAUCAUCGCAACAACAACAACAAGCACAAUCUCAAUCUCAACAACAACAACCUGGUUCGUCAAAAAAGAAAUUAAAAAAACGUAAAAGAUAAGAAUUAGUGAUUUGUUUGAUUUGUAUUUUUUGCUUAAUUACAUACUAUUUGUAUUUUAUUCUUUUCUCUAGAUCCAUGGAAUGAGUGUGAGUAAAUUUUAAAAAUUUUUCUUUUUUUUUAACUGAUGAGUCGGAGCCUCAUUCG